AUGGAGACACAGUCGUCAGGCACUCUUCAAUCACCAUCUACGUUUUCGGAGAGUUCAAAAACCGGUAGUAGCCGAUCUGUAGGAAGCGCGAAAGAUGAACCUGAUUUUACAAAGGAUAAUUCUGCAUCUCCAAUUGAUUUGGAGUGCCACAUCCAAGCGGAGCGCAUCACAAAAAUUUUAGAUGAAACAAUUUACAAAACGAAGAUGGCGCUUUGUCUGCCACACCUAGUCCAGGAGUAUAAAACCCUGAGCUCGAUACUAUCCAACCAACACAUGGAAGAUUUGGUGUUCAUUUUCGAACAGUAUGAUAAUCCACUGUUUUCUACUAGUCUACUUAAUUUGGAUGCGUUGGAAGAUAUCAAAGCUGGUGAUGUAUCGCUGAAGAACCGGUUAAAUCCUGAAUUGGGUCACCUUGUCUACAUAUUAAACAGCUACCCUCAUCUGAAGCCGAAAGUCGAAGAAAUGAUUACAGAAAUGAAAGAAGAAUAUUCUGCAUAUGAUGAAUCAAGAAGAAGAUUUCCAGGUUUAGAGUAUUUGUUGACGUUGGAACAUUUUCGUGACUUGAUGAUAAAGCAGAUGGACACUACAGCAGCAGAAGAGUUGGCUGCAAAAUUGAAUACUAGGAAACUAGAGGGCUCCAACGAGAGGCUUAUGGAAAAAAUUAAAGAAUAUACGCAGGAUCUUAAAGAAGAAAAUGAACGCUUUGAAGAAACAAUGAGGAUGAAGACAGAUCUCAUCGCGAGAUUAGAGCAAGAGAUUGCGAUUUUGAACCGUGACGCUGAAAUAAGACUUAAAAAGAAAAUACUAGAUUCAGAUCGGCAAAUGGUGUUAGCGACUCGUGCGCAUCUCGUAAAGAAUGAAAUGUUGAAAGAGGAAGAGGUCGAGUGUCGAGAAUUGUAUGAGAAUAUAUUAAGGAAACAUCUUAUCGAUGAGAAGAAUCAACGGGCUCGAAGGUUUAAAGUGGAGACACAAUUACUAUCAUGGCUACAGAAGUAUGAUCUAGAAAUGGCGGAUAAGCAGGUGGAACUCGAUGAGUUCACAACCAAGUAUGAAGACGAAGUCCAGAAGUGUGAUGAGCUCGAAUUAAAACUAGCGGAACAGGACAAAGAAUAUGUACCCCUGAUGGCUGAAAGAGAAGAGGAAUACCACCAGGAGCUGACGGAGAAGAUGAACAAGUUCCUAUUGGAGCACGCCGCUAGAGUCAUACAAUGUGCUUGGAGAGAUGUGCUUGCGAAUAGAGCGGAGAAGAAACGGCUGAAGAAGCUGCAGAAGAAAAUGCAAGCAGCUCAAGCCGCCGCCGAGGCAGCCGAGAAGAAAAAGGGAAAGAAAUAA
This is a messenger RNA of Pieris macdunnoughi, 1332 nucleotides long. The record is from the annotation of a GenBank genome assembly. NCBI's taxonomy places the organism in Eukaryota, Metazoa, Arthropoda, Insecta, Lepidoptera, Pieridae.